Molecule: messenger RNA, 2280 nt
Organism: Cutaneotrichosporon oleaginosum
Lineage: Eukaryota; Fungi; Basidiomycota; Tremellomycetes; Trichosporonales; Trichosporonaceae
Source: RefSeq, a predicted model, not a curated record
AUGACUAGUGCUUGUCAACUCAACACUUCAUCGUCGCCACCGGGCCGCCCCAGUCCCCCUCGACCCACUGGUGUCCAGACCAACGAAGACGUGGCCCGCCGUCUCAUUCCAGCACUGCGCAUACCUGUUGACGAGCUGCCGGCGCUCCAUUCUGCAGCACUGCACGGCAUGCGGGAGCAGGCCAUCCACGACCAGACUGUUCUUGAUCCGGAUGCCUUCCUUGAUGCUCCGGACUCUCCCCCCCUGUUCCUCGUCGGUGCCGGUAUUGAAUGGCCAAACUUCAUCACACGUGCCAUGCACCUCCGAUCCUCAUCUUCUCCAAGCUCCCCUUGCUCCGAGCCCGAUCUUCCUCCCGAUAACGCCGACUCGGAAUGGCUCAGCACCAGUAGCCAUGGCACCGAGCAGACCUUCUCCGCCGACUCACUCGAGCAGUCCCGCCAGUCCAGCAACUCUAGCUGGACGACCUUGCUCACCAGCCGAGGCACUCCGGACGUCCCCCACUCGCCGACGCCGUCGCCCACUCUCCCACUUCCCCCUCAUCCGUCCCCAGUCCUCCAUUUCCCUCCCCUCCCUUCUCCCCCUGCCACAGUUCGCCACCGCCGCCCCACCCCACCUACACCCGACCUCACCGCGCCCACCACCACCACCCAACCCGACCUCGCCUCCCUCUCCUUUGCGGACCUCUCCGCAGCCCUCGAUGCCAUGAUAGCGGACCUCGCCCCACCUUCGCUCGCUCAGCGUCGCGGCGUUGUCAUACCCCACCUCCGUUUGACCGGCAUCCCGACUCCAGCCCCUCUCCCGUACCGCCCACUCCCGCCACUGCCCCGCGAGCCGCCGUCCGCGCCCCUCGUCCGCAUGCGUGGAAGCAGGGGAUAUCCUCGUGCGUCAGCUCAUGUCCCCGAGCCUCGUGCUCGGCCAGGGGACACCGUGGCUCGCAGCAAGCCUGCUGGCCCGCGCCCGCGGACGUCGGGGGUAGAACUUCUCCGCAAGCUCACCCACAAACGCAGCAAAACACGGGGCGAUGGCAAGCCCAAUUCGACUCCCUCCGCGCAGACAGCCAAGCCCUGCCUCACCCCCACGCCUCCAGCUUCGCAAAUGCCCAAAUCCACCCCUCCAGUGCCCCCACCCCACAUGCCCAGGCGGGGGGAUUACGCUUCCUCGGGAACAUGGAGCGCCGCGUUCGACGCGUGGGCCACGGCGGCAGAGCACGCCGCGCACUACGGAUCCACCGGCCACGGCACGCAAGAGUCGAGGCGCGCGUCCCGCGGCCCUACGCCGCCGGAUAUCGACGACGGCGUGCCCGGCCCUCACGGUCUGGGGGAGUACGAGCCGUGGGUUGAGCCGCUUUACGCUUCGUAUAUCUCCUCGGCUCCACUUUCCGAAUAUCAUUUCGUCCCGGACGUAGAGACUCCAACUUGGCAGCGGAAGGAGGUCGACGAUGAGGAACACAGACAGCCCAACCGGGAGCCCGAGCAGUACUCCUCCACCACCUCCCGCUCAUGCACCCCAUCGUCCUCGACGCACGCCGUCCACUCGCACUACUCCCACUUCGUGAGCAGGGCUAGUGCGCACGCUCCAUCCCCACCCUCCUUCCUCGGGCCCGCAUCUCUCCCGUCUCCCCGCGCCCUCCCCAGCCCGCCCCUAAGCUCCCUCCGCCCGCACCACCCAUUAGCAAUCUACACGGACGCGGAAUGGGCCGCCCUCCCGCGUUCGCACCGCGCGCUCGCGCGCGCGGCCUACCCGGCCAUUCGGCGCGCGCGCCGCCGUCGCGCGCUUGACGCCGACGCGCCCCCACCCCCCGCGUCGACGCCCGCCGGCGCGCUCGCGCGCGCCUACCGCCUCCGCCAUACGCCGCUGGCGCAGCUCGCGUGGUGGAGCGACGACGUAUGGGCGUCCUUUACGCUCACAGAGCUCGCCGAGAUCCAGGCUAUGGCGGAGCACGUGGGGGCGCUGCGCGACGCCGAAGAACACAGGGAGGAAAUGGCGCUGCGGCAGUGGGAGAGGGAGGCGGAAAGGUUGAGGGAGAUGGGGCCGGACGAGGAGUGGGUCGCGGGGAUGGUGGGCGCGCCGAUGGAGCCCGGGACGUGGGCGCCGCUCGGGAGGGACGAUGCGGUUUUGGGGCGUAUUCUGAUGGAGCGGGUGGCGGGGGAGCGCAGGCGGCGCGGAUGCGAGGGUGGUAUGGGGCUCGACGAUGCUGGAAGGUUUGGAGGGGGAAUGGUUGAUAAGGGGCCGUGGGCGGGAGAGGGUUCCAGGGAGAAGGAAGUGAUGAGUGGAGUGUAA